AUGGCAUCGAAACCUCAACUGAAACAAAAUGCGGCGGAGGAUGGACAAGAUUUUCCCCGUACCCACAAGUGCAGCUAUUGUGAAAAGGAGUUUCGCCGCAAAAGUAAGCUCGAUCGACAUCUGCGAACGCAUACCGGUGAGAAACCGUACAACUGUGAACAUUGCAACAAAGGCUUCAGUCAGUCAACUCAGCUGAAGACUCACAUGCGGACUCAUACGGGGGAAAACCCGUACAGGUGUGAGGAGUGCAGCAAGCAGUUCAGUACAUUGUCAAAUCUAAAGAGUCACAUGAGAACCCACACAGGUGAGAAACCGUACAAGUGUAAGACAUGCUGCAAGCAGUUCAGUAAUCUUUGUAACAUGAAAACACACAUGAGAACUCACACUGGGGAGAUACCGUACAAGUGUAAACAUUGCAACAAAGGCUUCAGUCAGUCACCUCACCUGAAGGCUCACAUACGGACUCAUACAGGGGAAAACCCGUACAGAUGUGAGCAGUGCAGCAAACAGUUUAGUGCACUGUCAGAUCUAAAGAAACACAUGCGGACCCACACUGGCGAGAAACCAGGCACAUGCGGACUCACACCGUACAAGUGCCAGGUGUGCAGCAGACAGUUCAGACAGCUGGGUACUCUAAACAGACACAUGCGGACUUACACCGUUGAGAAACCGUACAGAUGUGAGGCAUGCUGGAAGCAGUUCCGUGAGCUGGGAAAUCUAAAGGAACGCAUCCGGGCUCACACUGGUUAG
Messenger RNA from Branchiostoma floridae (Florida lancelet), 750 nucleotides. Its product is annotated as zinc finger protein 239-like. The coding region runs from base 1 to 750 and encodes 249 amino acids. The transcript is spliced from 2 exons. Gene Ontology annotation, cellular component: nucleus. The record is from RefSeq and is a predicted model, not a curated record. NCBI's taxonomy places the organism in Eukaryota, Metazoa, Chordata, Leptocardii, Amphioxiformes, Branchiostomatidae.